Dibothriocephalus latus is the source of this 336-nucleotide messenger RNA. The record is from the annotation of a GenBank genome assembly. Lineage: Eukaryota; Metazoa; Platyhelminthes; Cestoda; Diphyllobothriidea; Diphyllobothriidae.
UUACGAAUUUCUGGUUCGAAGGAGUUUGCCGACGAGUCUGGCGUCAUGCGCCGUCAGUCCUUUGAGCCCCGAAGCGCCAAGGUCGCCUUCUUUGCCGCCCACGAUGGGUACUCGUAUGUGGUGGAGGAGCUUGAGCCCAACACCAUAUAUGACGUUCAAAUAAACGCCUACUACGAGAAGACACUUAAUCUAGAAAGCAACUGGGAGACGACCAGUUGUCACACCGCAAUGCAAACCUUCCUCCUCCGCAAAUGCAAUACUGUUGCAUUUGUUGCCCGUCUGGGGUGCCAAAGUUUUUUUACUCUUAAUUGCAUCUUUUGCGUGUUUAUGCUAUAG